GGUCUCGUCCUUCACCUCGGGAUGGGGUGGCAGGGACAGGGUGAGGACGGGCACGGCUCCCACCCCCACUGGUGUCGCUGGGAAUGUCACCCGCUGGUGCCACUGGUGGUGAAGACUCCGGUGGGAGGAAGAAGCCGUUUCCACCGCCGGGGUGGGGUUGUUCUGCCCUGGAUAACCCCGCGGGGGAUGUCAGGAUGUGCUCCCCUCGUGCUGCAGAGCUCUGGGACGCGGCACUCCCUGGCUGGACAAACAGCCGGAGUCGGGGACACCAGGUCGCCCUGGGGAAAACCGAGGGGAACAGAAGGAACACCAGGCCUGACGGCAACCGGCUGUCCCCACAGAACUGUCCCCUGGGGAAGAGGACAAGGCAGGGUACACUGUCGGACGGGUAAGGAAAGCGGGCGCAGCACUCGUGGGUGUCCCCUGCGACCCCACAUGGGGAAGAAGUAAAAAAAAGCCACUUUUUUUUAUUAAAUUCCUGCUGGGCAGGUAAAACCCACCCUGAUCUGGUUGUUCCCGUUUUCCCCCCAGACCUCCCCUGGGGGUGGGAUAAAACCCAUCCCGAAUCCCGCCCGCAAUUCCCACCGCGGCCGGGAGGUGGCGCUGCCGCGGGGACUGGGGGCGUGGCCAGGCACGGCGGGGCGUGGUCUCCUCGCGUGACGUCACGGAAUUGGGCGGGGCUUGCGGAGCCGCGCGCCCGCGGGUUCAUUCAUAAGGAGGAGGCGCGAGCGGCGGGGCGGCCCCGGGGGGACAGGUAAGGGACACCCCCGGCACAGGGACAUCCCCUCCGCCCGGGGGGCUCGGGUUAUCCCCCCUUAAAGGGUUUUCCCACGGAGCCGUCGGGCUUGGGGAUUCUGCGGCUUUGGGUUGUGCGAGGAGGGGGGUCAGGUGCUUUUUUUGGGAUGCUCGAUCCUCCGCUUUGCGCUAAAAGGGGUGGGCGGUGUUUCUGUCCCGGCCUUAUCCCUAAAGCAGGGAAUUGGGGGAGCUCCGCCUGGAGUGGGGUGCGCUGGGGAGAGCCCCCCGGGUCCGGGAGGCUGCGGCUGCUGCAGCGCCAAAGUAGGUUAAAAUAAAGGGUGGAGAGGAGAAAAAGUAGGUUAAGAAAUACUCAGCAGCAGCUGCCUGGGAAAAGAGGUAGGAGCCGUGUCGGAUUUUUUUUCCCUUUUUUUUCUAUUUUUUUUUUCUUUGGCUGGAGCUGGAAAAUCCCAGGGCUGCGAGCCAAAGGGCCGGAGAUGCUGCGGGAUGCUGCGGCGUACCCCGGGACGUGCCGCUGCCAUCGCAGCGCUUCCCCCGGGACCAUUUGACUUUAACGCUGGAAUCUGGUGGCGGCUCGGUUGUUCCCACAGCUCCGGUGGGGCCGGGGCUGCGGUAAUGCCGAGUUUCUCUCCAUCUGCCGGACAAUCCCCCCCUUGUCCGCGGCUGUCUCCAGCAGCUGUUCCCCAAAGUUUUCCCGAACAGUUGCUCUUUUUUCCCCUCUGUUUGUCUGCAGGAGCCGUCGGCUGAAACCCUGUUCCCCCACAGGGAGGGGAAGCCCUCGCUGGAAUCCCGGCGGGCAGUUUUAGGUUACAGAUCGUAUUAAGGGGGGCUGGGAAAAAAGGGCUCAUGUGAUCCCGAGGGAUUUGGGGAGGUUUCCAAAACCAAGUCGCCUCUUCUGGUGUGCCGGCAUUGGUGCACCGGGCUGCUGGAGCUUGGAGUGGCCCCAAAAGCAGCCAGCUCUGGCGCUGGUGGGGUUAUUUUUUGGUUUCCUCUGGUUCUUGCAGGGGUAAAUUCUGUCGGUUUGAGGAGUGUGUCAGGGCAGCUGGGUUCCCCAGCAUCACCAGCUGAGGAUUUGUGCCUGCAUACCCCAUCCCCAUUUGGGAUGGCCCCAAGCUGCCCCCAAAAGCUGGUGCUGAGUCCUGGGCAAAGCUCCAGUGCCAACCAGGAGCUGGCACCCUCUGGUUCCUGCACCUCCUGCAUCCCUGUGGCAGCGUUUUGUUCAUCUGAAGGAUGUCCUUAAUCCUUGGAUGAAGCUUGGCCUCAAAUCAGCUUUAGCCCUGCUCCUGGCGGUGUUCAGAUCCAGUUAUCAGGAUCUGGAAUGCUUUGGUGAGCCGGGAUGCUCGUGGUCCCUCAGACAGAGUGGGACCUUCCUGUCACCUCAGUGUGUCCCUGGAGUGCUUGAAUUCCACAGCUCCAGAGAAUUAAACUGCUUCACGUUAGGUUUAAAUUCCAGUUUCAUUGACCUAUAGGGUGGAGAGCUUGCACGGGUAUCACCAUCCCCUCGGGCUCUCGAGGGGCACAUCCCAAAUCCCAGGGGGGUUCAGGAGCUGGGCUGGCCAGAUCCAUGCUGGCACCCUGGAGUGCGCCUGUACUGGAGGGAGCUGGAGUACGGAGGAUGCUCGUUUUGGGUUCUGCCAUCGUGUCCCAACCCACCCCCAGGACCCCCCUCACGUGUAAUUAGCUGCAUCUCGGGGUGGUGCUGGCCACUAAUUAGGAGAAACUCGUCAGGCACAGGCUGUAAUGAAGCUCUGCUGGGGCUUUCACAGGUCCGUGACGACCGGGGGGGAAUUUCCAUGCGGGAGGCAGGAUUUCCAUGCGGGAGGCAGGAUUUCCAUGCAGGCGGCAGGAUUUCCAUGCGGAGGCUGGAUCCGGGUUUGGGUCUCCCCGGAUGAUGAAGAGGAGCGAGAUGCACUGGUGGCUUGUCACUGUCCUGGGGGUGCUGAGCAGAGCUGCCCAGGGGGCCGGGAGCUGCAGCGCCCCGGAGCCGGGGACAGCGGGAUGCCCGCCCGGAGAGGAGCCCACCGGGGAUGCAGCGGGGACCUGCCGAGCUUGUCCCCCCGGCACCUUCUCCCCGGGGGACGCGUCCUGCGCCGCUCACACCCGCUGCCGCGCCGGGAACAGGAUCCUGCUGGCGGCGGGGACGGCGGCGAGCGACAGCCGGUGCGGAGCCUGCCUGCCGGGGUUUCACAGCCCUGGAGGGGAGAGGGAGCCCCGGGGCCGGUGCCUGCCCUGCGCCGCUGCUCCCCGCAGCACCCCGGGCUGCCCAGGCCGGCGGAGAGCCCGCAGCCCCGAAACGCCGGGCCGGGCACCGGGAGCCAACGGAACACGGGUGACCCUGCUGGGUGAGGAGGAGGAGGAGGCGGCAGCAGCGCAGGCAGCCGUGCUGACCAUCGUCCCGGUCUUCUGUGCCAUGGGAUUGUUGGGAAUCCUGGUCUGCAACCUGCUGAAGAAGAAGGGUUAUCACUGCACAGCCAGCAAGGAGCCCCAGCCUGGUGGCACCGGUCCCAGCUCCAUCUACCAGCUGGAGGAUGCCAAUGAGGACACCAUCGGGGUGCUGGUGCGGCUGAUCACCGAGAAGAAAGAAAAUGCAGCGGCGCUGGAGGAGCUGCUGAAGGAGCACCAGAGGCAGCAGCUGAUGCCCCCGAGCUGUGCCCCCCUCAAUAAGCUGCACCACCUGCCUCAGUUUCCCCCCGCCUGCCACCACCAGCAGCACCUGCACACGGUGCAGGGACCGGCCCCGUGUGCCCGCUGCGGCCAGAAGUGGCCCGAGGCGCUGCCAUCGCUCAGUGCCACCAAAGUCCCCAAGGCCGGAGCUCAUCCCAGCGAGGUGACCAUCCUCUCCAUCGGCAGGUUCCGGGUGUCCCGGAUCCCUGAGGUGAGGAGCGAGGCGGGGGCUGAGCCCCUCCGUGGUCCCCUCCCCGCCGGCAGCGGGAUGUGACCCCCGCGAUGGAGCAGCACCAAGGGCCCCCCGAGCAGGCACCUGGCCUGGGGGCUGCCUCAGGGCUCAGUGACACCCACAAAGACCCCGUGGAGGGGAUGGAGGACACUGGGCAUUGUGUGAAAGCCAGGCCCGCUCGGAGCUGCAGUGCUGGAGGUGGCAGCUCUGCUCCUGCCACUGAGGUGUCCAACAGCAGCACAGCAAAUCCAGCAUCUCGCUCAGCUGCUGAGGAUUCUCUGUCCCAGAGGCCUGGUGGUGGCCACGGCAUGGUGGCCUGAGGGACAGUAACUCAGGAGCUGCGAUGCCAGUGGUGGUGGCAUAGGAAUGAUCGUCUCUGGGAGCCACGAUACCACAACACAGCUCCACUGGAAGGACAGAGGACAGUGGAUGCCAUUCCAUGGUCACCUUCUGGGUCUGUUGAACUUUCCAGGACCAUCAUGAUUUCCCCCCAUCACCUGGUGCCAGCACUCAGCAUCGCAGGAUAAUGAAUCACUGGAUCACGGAAUGACUCCCCCCUUCCCAACAACCCAGCUGGGGCACUGAUUUCUCUGGGCAAGGCUGGUCUCCUGCAUCCAUCCAUCCAUCCAUCCAUCCAUCCAUCCUCCAUCCAUCCUCCAUCCAUCCUCCAUCCAUCCAUCCUC
Messenger RNA from Parus major (Great Tit), 4332 nucleotides. RefSeq names its product RELT TNF receptor (gene RELT). The record is from RefSeq and is a predicted model, not a curated record. Lineage: Eukaryota; Metazoa; Chordata; Aves; Passeriformes; Paridae. Bases 2567 to 3691 code for a protein of 374 amino acids. The transcript has 11 exons. Gene Ontology annotation, biological process: apoptotic process.